AUGGAUGAUGGAGGGUCUACAACAAAUCUAUUAAGUCCAAACAAAGGACUGGGGGUUGAAACAGUUGUUGGGAUUGAUAAUCCGUCAUCACAAUCAGUACAUGGUAUGGAUCACACAACCACUCCAAAUGAAGAUACAACAAGUCAAAUUCCUAAUGAAAAUGAAAGUGUGAGAGAAAAAAAUAACAAAACCAAUGAAGAUGAAGUACAAUUAAUGAGAAACAUAGAAAAAACAUCAAAAGUAUGGGACGACUUUGUUGUAGUUACACUCCGGGAUGGUACGAAAAAAGCUGAAUGCAAACAUUGUAAGUCAAGGUUGGCUAUUACUGGUUCAGGUCCUACAUCAUCAUAUAAAAGACACCUAAACAGUUGCAUCCCCCAUAAACAAUCGCUAAAAAACCAACAAAUACUAAAUUUUCAGCCUAGUGGGUGUGAUGUGGAUUCUGUACCACCAUUGAUCGGACCAGAUACAAAAUAUGAUGAAAACAAGAUGAGGGAGGCCAUAGCUAAUUGGAUACUAAGUACUGAGCAACCGUUUGCUACUGUGGAAGAUGUCAUGUUUUUGAAAAUGAUGAAGACAGCUACUCCAUUGUUUGAGAAAGUAAGUAGAGUUACAAUUACAUCAGACUGUUUUAAGGUAUACGAACAUGAGAAGAAAAGGUUGAAAGCCCUUACAAAAGCUGCCUCUAAAAUCAGUUUAACAACUAAUUGUUGGAAGUCCUCGCAUCAGAAAAUUGAGUAUAUGGUUAUUGCUGCACACUUUGUAGAUCAUAAUUGGAGAUUACAGAAACGUGUAUUAAGUUUUGUACAUGUUCCUCCUCCUCGUACUGCGGUUGAUAUUGCUGAUGGUAUUUACAAGUGUUUGCAAGAGUGGGAAAUUAAAGAUAAGAUUUUCACCAUCUCAGUUGACAAUGCAGCUUAUAAUGACAAAGCUUUAAGAAGAUUGAAAGAAACUUUUUCGCGUGUACGAAAACUUUCAUGUGGUGUGAAAGAUGGUCUUGCAAUAAUUGAUCAUAUCAUCGGUGAUGUUCGUGAGGGUAUAAAUUAUAUUAACAAUUCGGAGGGUAGACGUCUAAAUUUUUCAAAGGCUGCACAUCAAAUGCAAAUACGUGAUCGGAAGUAUGCAGAGUAUGAACCACAUUUUUAUCACUUGCCAACUGAUGAAGAUUGGGAAAAUGUUCAAAGCGUGUGCACGAAUAUCAUCUCGGAUAGUGAUUAUCCUACUGCUAAUUUAUAUCUAAUUGAAGUGUUUAGAGUGAAGCAAUCUCUUGAUAAAGGUUCAUUAUCUACAAACGAUUUUAUUCGUGAUAUGGUGAAGAAAAUGAAGGAAAAGUUUGACAAGUAUUGGGGUGAGUGCCACCUUGUAAUGGCAAUAGCUUCUGUGUUAGAUCCACGGUUCAAGAUGAAGUUGGUUGAAUUUUGCUUUCCAACACUUUAUCAAAAUUCAGACGAGAACAUUAAAGAAGUGAAGAAUGCACUUUAUGAAAUGUAUUCAGAGUAUUUAGAGAUGCAUGAUACAUUAGUUAGGGAAUCUGCAGCACAUGGAAGCGAACAUGAAAGAAAUGCUUUAGGGUUGAAUAAAGGUACAUCACUUGGAUCCGGAUGGGAGGCAUUUGGAGAGUUCAUAAAGACUGCAGAUUUGGAGAGACCAGAAAAGUCAGAGCUUGAUAUGUAUUUAGAAGAAGGUGUUUAUAGGGAGAAAGGACAAACAGGAAUGGAAUCCUUUAAUGCUUUAGAGUGGUGGAAUGUGCACAAGUUAAAGUACCGUGUUUUAUCAUUGAUGGCUAGAGAUGUACUUGCAAUCCCGAUUUCUACGGUUGCAUCUGAAGCAACUUUUAGUGCCGGCGGUAGAGUUAUUGAUCCAUAUCGAGCUUCAUUGGGGUCCGACACGAAGGAGGAGUUUCCUAUUGAGGUUUUACUGCCUGAGGUGAACACAAAGUUUUGUGUAUCUGGGGAGUGA
Lactuca sativa (garden lettuce) is the source of this 1959-nucleotide messenger RNA. Lineage: Eukaryota; Viridiplantae; Streptophyta; Magnoliopsida; Asterales; Asteraceae. The record is from RefSeq and is a predicted model, not a curated record.